Messenger RNA from Odocoileus virginianus texanus, 446 nucleotides. Its product is annotated as keratin-associated protein 19-3-like. NCBI's taxonomy places the organism in Eukaryota, Metazoa, Chordata, Mammalia, Artiodactyla, Cervidae. The record is from RefSeq and is a predicted model, not a curated record.
AUGUGCCAUUCCAGCAAUUACUACGGAGGCCUGGGCUGCGGCUGCGGAGGCUUCGGCGGCCUGGGCUUCGGCCGCGGCUGUGGAUGCGGCAGCUUCCGCAGGCUGCACUUUGGCUCUGGCUUUGGAGGCUACGGAUGUGGCUCUGGUUUCGGAAGCUACGGAUGUGGAUGUGGCUCUGGUUUCGGAAGCUUUGGCUCUGGCUGCUGUCACCGCCCACUGUUCUUUAGAAGAUGUGGUUUCUCCAGUUUCUACUAAACUCUGACUAUAGUAACCCAACAUCUGCUACCAUGAGUGGAUUCGACAUAACAUUAUUCAGUCGAUGAAUUGAAAUUGGCCUAGGCCUAUAUAGCAUGAAAAACUGAAGAAUUUGAGAAAAUGUAUUAUUUAGAAGCAUGUACCCUGGCAUUUGUUAGCUUGGACACUAACAGAUGACUUAUGUUGAUGAC